UCACAAUACAUACUUUCCAAUCUGGAGCCAACUUCCACCACUGUGCAGAACGCGCGUUUCGCCUAGUUCCUUCCUUGUCGCCCAUCAUGUCAGAUCGCGAAUUUAGUGCCAACGACGACUUGUCGCUACCUAAAGCGACGGUUCAAAAGAUUAUCACCGAGAUUCUACCACCCUCAUCCGGCCAGACUUUCUCCAAAGAUGCCCGCGAUCUCCUCAUGGAGUGCUGUGUCGAAUUCAUCACCUUGAUCUCCUCCGAGGCCAACGACAUCAGCGAAAAGGAAGCCAAGAAGACUAUCGCCUGCGAACAUGUCGAGCGCGCCCUCCGUGAUCUCGGUUUCAGCGACUACAUUCCCGAUGUCCUUGCCGUCGCGGAAGAGCAUAAAGAGCAACUGAAGUCGCGAGAGAAGAAGCAGAGCAAGAUGGAGCAGAGCGGGUUGUCCGAGGAGGAGCUUCUACGGCAACAACAGGAAUUGUUCCGCUCAGCUACCGAGAAGUAUCAUGCCGCUCCGGAGUGAGGGUCACGAGUUCUGGAUAUCCGGAAACGCAAAAAGUAAUGCGGUUAGUCUCAUGCUGGUCAUAGAGGGUCUGGUUUCGGAGUUUUUGAGACGUUUCCUACGACGGGGGCUUGGAGUUUGGGCGGUUAUGGUACUUUAACGCUUUAUACGAUUUGUGGGAAGGGGGCUUAUCUUUCUAUAUUCAUACUAUUUUCUAUAUUCUCUCGGCUGGGCAAGUCUUACUGAAAUACCUUAUACUAUUUAUUGAUGUGCAUGGCGGUACACGG
Messenger RNA from Aspergillus eucalypticola CBS 122712, 781 nucleotides. RefSeq names its product negative cofactor 2 transcription regulator complex subunit NCB2 (gene nctB). Gene Ontology annotation, molecular function: general transcription initiation factor activity; TBP-class protein binding; core promoter sequence-specific DNA binding. Gene Ontology annotation, biological process: chromatin remodeling; negative regulation of transcription by RNA polymerase II; RNA polymerase II preinitiation complex assembly. Gene Ontology annotation, cellular component: negative cofactor 2 complex. The transcript is spliced from 4 exons. The record is from RefSeq and is a predicted model, not a curated record. Lineage: Eukaryota; Fungi; Ascomycota; Eurotiomycetes; Eurotiales; Aspergillaceae. Bases 87 to 515 code for a protein of 142 amino acids.